Molecule: messenger RNA, 1876 nt
Organism: Lepisosteus oculatus (spotted gar)
Lineage: Eukaryota; Metazoa; Chordata; Actinopteri; Semionotiformes; Lepisosteidae
Source: RefSeq, a predicted model, not a curated record
GUCGACACAAACUGCCCAGUGCGCUGCAGUGUUGGCUCAGGUUUACAAUCCGAGUCCUUCAGGUGUGCUUCGUCUUGUACUCUACGGAUCCUGAUAUGCAAUCUCUGGAAGCCGCCUACCAGGCUCUUGCCUGCUCCCUGGAGGCGCCUGGCCUGCGGCUCCUGGCGGUGUCCACGGCGGUGGGUGUCGGGGGGCUGCUGGUGGGGUACCUGGCCUGCCGCAGGAGAGCGAGGACCCUGCCAGUGGGGGAGGGCUGGUGGGGGGCUGGGGACAGGCCGGCUGUGGAGGACCAGGAGAUUCGGCCUUUCGUCAUUACGACUUCGGACACAGAAAUCGAGGAUCUUCACAGGCGUAUUGAUCAGAUGAGGUUCAGUGUGCCCCUGGAGAACAGCUGCUUCCAUUAUGGCUUCAAUCUCACUUACCUGCAGAAGGUGGUUUCUUACUGGAGGAACCAGUUUGACUGGAAAAAGCAAAUAAAAGUCCUCAACAAAUACCCCCACUUCAAAACCAGAAUCGAAGGUAAGACUCUGGUGAGCCAUACUGCUGAGGCAAAUGAAGUUUUAUUAGUACCCCUGAUGCUGGUCCACGGCUGGCCAGGCUCCUUCUACGAGUUCUACAGGGUCCUGCCCCUGCUCACACAGCCCCGGGACGGCCUGGUCUUCGAGGUCAUCUGCCCGUCCAUCCCUGGCUAUGGCUACUCCCAAGCCCCCCACAAGCAGGGCUUUGACUCGCUGGCUGCAGCCCGGGUCUUCCUCAAGCUCAUGGAGCGGCUGGGCUUCACUGACUUCUACCUGCAGGGGGGGGACUGGGGGUCCCUGAUCACCACCAACAUGGCCCAGAUGAAGCCUGAGUGCGUGAAGGGGCUCCACCUCAACAUGUUCUCGGUGACGCGGGGGGGGCUGGGGAUGCUCCUUUCCCUGCUGGUGGGGCCCUACCUGCCAUUCCUGGUGGGGCUCACCCGAGAGGACGUCAGGCGGCUCUUCCCCUACAUGGAGAGGAAUGUGUAUGAGAUCCUGAGGGAGUCAGGGUACCUGCACAUCCAGGCCACCAAGCCGGACAGCGCAGGCUGUGGGCUGAAUGACUCCCCUGUGGGCCUGGCUGCCUACAUCCUGGAGAAGUUCUCCACCUGGACAGACUUCCAGCACAGAGGCCUGGAGGACGGGGGGCUGGAGAGGAAGUUUUCCCUCGAUGAUCUCUUGACGAAUGUCAUGUUGUAUUGGACCACAGGCUCCAUUGUGCCUUCGAUGCGGUUUUACAAAGAGAACCUGAAGGAGAACAUUCACAAGAGGGUGGAUGCCAGGGUGGGCGUGUACGUUCCCACCGGCCUGGCGGCCUUUCCCCACGAGCUCCUGCACUGCCCGCGGUCCUGGGCAAGGUGGCGCUACAAGAACAUCGUCUCCUACUCCUACAUGCCCCGGGGGGGGCACUUCGCCGCCUUCGAGGAGCCAGAGCUGCUUACCGACGACUUCCGCGAGUUCGCAAAGAAAGUGGAGAAAAUUGAAAAAAAUUAAGAGGAGGAUCCUGCUGGCCUGGUCCUGGAGCACUGCUGCAUGUUCUGAUUUUGAGAUCUGUUACUUAGUGACCACUAAUUGGCUUUGUUAGUUCAGAUCAAUGAGAUUGUAUGAGGCAUCUAAACCUGAUAGACUGGGUUCUCCACAAUGGGCUUGUGAUACUGCUGAAGGGGAUUCUAAAUUAGCACUAAUUGUGAAAGGUGACAUGAUGUUUAGAUUAAGAGUUUAACACAAUCUGACAACACGCUACACUGCAGCUCUUCAGAAAGGCACUUUACAGCAGAUUUAAUCUAAACUUUAGAGAAGGCCCAUGGAAAAACCAUCAGGUCUACUCCUUCUCCACAAUAAAAAGCUUCCAACAGCAA